Messenger RNA from Oppiella nova, 844 nucleotides. NCBI's taxonomy places the organism in Eukaryota, Metazoa, Arthropoda, Arachnida, Sarcoptiformes, Oppiidae. The record is from the annotation of a GenBank genome assembly.
AAUUGCUUUAUAAAUAACAGGAAAAGCGCUUCAAAUGGGUGGCAAUGUAUUGGUUCCCUGUUAUUCUUCAGGUGUUAUUUAUGAUCUGUUCGAAUGUCUAGCUCUACAUCUGGAGCAGAGCGGACACGUAUCGGUUCCCAUGUAUUUUGUAUCGCCAGUGGCUGAGCACUCAUUAGCCUACUCUAACAUUCUGGCGGAAUGGCUCACAAGUAACAAACAGUCCAGAGUUUAUAUACCAGAAGAGCCCUUCCCUCACGCGGCACUCGUACGCGGUGGACGACUAAAGCAUUUCUCCAGUAUUAGUAUCGACUCAUUCAACACUGAAUUUAAGACCCCAUGUAUUGUAUUCACGGGUCACCCGUCCCUACGCUUUGGUGAUGUGGUCCACUUGAUUGAGUUGUGGGGAACUUCACCCAAUAAUCUCAUUGUUUUCACCGAGCCCGACUUUCCUUAUAUGGAAGCCCUGGCCCCAUACCAGCCCUUAGCUAUGCGUGUGGUUUACUGUCCAAUCGACACGAGUCUCAACUUUUCUCAGGCAAACAAAUUACUGCGAGAUUUAAAGCCAAAGAAUCUGAUAAUCCCUCAAAGCUAUACCACUCCACCACCACUUCUGAAACAUCGGACAGAUUUAGUGAUCGAUUGCGAGUCCACUGUCUUUUCAUACAAACGAAAUAAUGUCAUAAAACUGCCGAUUAAGAGAUGCUUUGAACGGAUUGACAUCGAAUCAGAUUUGGCGUCCCACUUGAAUCCAGUGGAGGUGCGGUCUGGUGUGAGUAUAGCCACAGUGACGGGCUCUCUGUUGGCCAAAGACAACAAAUUCAAACUUCAAAAGCUCACCAAAUCU